Molecule: messenger RNA, 504 nt
Organism: Chaetomium globosum CBS 148.51
Lineage: Eukaryota; Fungi; Ascomycota; Sordariomycetes; Sordariales; Chaetomiaceae
Exons: 1
Coding region: 1-504 (167 amino acids)
Biological process (GO): translation
Cellular component (GO): ribosome
Molecular function (GO): structural constituent of ribosome
Source: RefSeq, a predicted model, not a curated record
AUGACAAGUCUCGUACAAACCAUGCGGACGACCGCCGCCGCCAGCAAGACGCUCACGUCCUCCAUGCGCGCCCUCACCCUCUCGAGCCGGCCGGCCGCCCUCCCCGCGGUGCAGACACGCUGCCUCUCGCAGGCCGCCCUCACGGGCGUGUCCAGCAGGAUGACGAAGACAAUGACGACGGUUCCUAGCGGUGCGGCUGCCCCUGCCGCGGCGGUGCAGCGUGGGGUGGCGGCGGUCACGACGCAGCAGGUGCGCGGGAUGAAGGUGCGCAGCGCGAUCAAGAAGCGGUGCGAGCAUUGCAAGGUGAGUGGUAAAUUCUGGGUUGGGGGUUUGAAAUGGGGAGUUGGGAAUGUGUUUGGGAGGGUUACAUGUGAGGAAUUGGGGCUGAUGAGUGGAUUCAUCCCGGUUUUGCAGGUCGUCCGGCGGAAGGCAAACAAGCGGCACAACGGCUACCUCUACAUCGUGUGCCCGGCGAACCCGAGGCACAAGCAGCGGCAAGGAUAG